Messenger RNA from Rhododendron vialii, 1032 nucleotides. Its product is annotated as signaling peptide TAXIMIN 1-like. The transcript has 2 exons. NCBI's taxonomy places the organism in Eukaryota, Viridiplantae, Streptophyta, Magnoliopsida, Ericales, Ericaceae. Bases 563 to 805 code for a protein of 80 amino acids. The record is from RefSeq and is a predicted model, not a curated record.
CUAAUCAAUUGCAGAAUCGUAUACCUGUCACCUGGUCAUCAUACGUGAAAAUAAAGUCAUGCUACGAAAUUGUAGGACCUGUUGUUUUUUUUAAAAUGUCAAACUUCCCUGCAAUUACAGAUUACAUGUUCAUAUAAUGGAUUAAAGUGGGCCUAGGGCAGUUGGUUUUUAAAUUAUAUGGUCUUAGGCAAGUAGGUGACUAGAUAUUGCUUGCGUUUUUCCGUCAACCUCAACAAUAAUCAGGAAAAAAUUAUGGUAGAAAUUUUAGACGAUGGGAUUACCUGCUAGCCUAAACUAUCCAAAAUAAGAAGCAAUGAACAAAAGGAGGUUAGUUAGACAUGGUAUUUGUAUUAUUAUGAGGAGGGUGGCAUGGGUUGGUGGAACAACCAUUGCUGCCAAGAGACUUGCUGCAAGUCUAAAUGGAAGAGAGAAUUGUUUUGGCUUAUUUUAUUGGUAUGUAUUUUGUGUUCUCAAUUAAACAUGAUUUAUAUUAAUCUAACAUAGAACAACCUAGUAACCCAAGAAGAAGAAGACGCAGAAGAAGAAAGAUAACGCAGGAGCCAUGUGCUGUUGUUGCUGUGAGGAUUGUGAAUGCAGGCCUUUGGGCUUUCUCCUGGGUCUGCCCUUCGCCUUCUUGUCCCUUCUUCUCUCCCUCAUCGGUGUCAUCAUCUGGAUUGUCGGGUUAGUGUUGACAUGCGUAUGCCCGUGUUGCUUGUGUGUGACGGUGAUAGUGGAGCUAGCACUGGGGUUAAUCAAGGCUCCUUUUCUCGUCAUGAAGUGGUUCACAGAACAAAUUCCGUGUUAGAUUGCGAUCUAGCUAGUCUGUGUUCAAUGAUCAUCACCUUCAUCUUCUUCUACCUUUGUUGCUAAUUCUACAAUUUGUUUCUCCUUGGAUGUUUUGUUGGUAAUCCGUGUUGGAUGUUUCUUCAAUUGAAUAUAUGAAAAGAAAAGGCUGGAUUCUUUGAAGUUGGUUUGUGGUUGUGUUUAAUGCAUUUUGGCUUUUUUAGGAGAAAAAGAGAAUUUCCCCUUAUC